Molecule: messenger RNA, 3243 nt
Organism: Solanum verrucosum
Lineage: Eukaryota; Viridiplantae; Streptophyta; Magnoliopsida; Solanales; Solanaceae
Product: exocyst complex component SEC5A-like
Exons: 21
Coding region: 22-3219 (1065 amino acids)
Biological process (GO): exocytosis; Golgi to plasma membrane transport
Cellular component (GO): exocyst
Source: RefSeq, a predicted model, not a curated record
AAAUUCACCUACUGAGCAAAAAUGUCAAGCGACAGUGACGAAGAUGAGCUCUUACAAAUGGCAUUGCAGGAGCAAUCAACUGGUAAGAAGCCGUCAGAGCCACCACCGAAGCCGAAGCCGAACUCGAGGAGCGGCGGCAGAAGAGCGGGAAGUAUGGAUGCGACGCCGAACAGAAAGGUGCAGCAGAAGCAUAGUAAGGGAGUGGACGAGGAAGAAGACGAUUCGGACUUAGAAAUUCUCAGCAUUUCGUCUGGAGACGAGGAUCACGCAUCCUCGAAGAAGGAAAGUAAGGGUGCCUCGAAAAGAAGGGCUCCGAAAGCUGGGAAGGAUGAUGAUGAACACUGGCAAGGUGGUGAACCUGAUUGCUGGAAACGCGUUGAUGAAGAUGAGCUAAGACGUCAUGUUCGGGACAUGAGGGAGGCUAGAGCAAUUCCAGCCACUCAAAUUAAGGCUGAGGAGGAGAAGAUGGCAUUGGCAAAGAAGGCACUUCAGAGUUUGCAGUCUUUCCCUCGUGGCAUGGAAUGCAUAGAUCCUCUAAGAUUGGGGAUAGUUGACAAUAGAACAUUAAGGAUGAUCAGUGAGCACUCAUCAAGUUCCCCAACUAUAGGCGAAUUAGACCCCAAAACUCGCGAGAGGUUGAAUUAUUUUUCUGAGAAGUUUGACUCAAAAUUGUUUAUAUCCCGAAUCCACCAAGAUACUGGUGCAGCAGACUUAGAGGGAGGUUCUGUUUCUUUGAAGACUGAUCUUAAAGGACGUAUGCAGCAGAAAAAACAAUUGGUCAAAGAGAAUUUUGAUUGUUUUGUAUCUUGCAAAACUACGAUUGAUGAUAUUGAAUCAAAGUUGAGACGCAUUGAGGAAGACCCUGAAGGUUCUGGAACUAAACACUUAUAUGAUUGUAUGCAAGGAGUCAAUUCAAUUGCUAACCGUGCUUUUGAGUCACUAUUUGAAAGACAGGCUCAAGCUGAGAAGAUAAGAUCUGUUCAAGGAACGAUUCAGAGGUUCCGAACAUUGUUUAACUUACCCAGUGCCAUUCGUGAAAGCAUUAGUAAGGGUGAAUAUGACCUGGCAGUCAGGGAGUACAGGAAAGCAAAUUCAAUUGUGCUGCCUUCUCAUGUGGGAAUUUUGAAGCGUGUCGUUGGGGAGGUUGAAAAAGUUAUGCAAGAGUUUAAAGGCAUGCUUUACAAGUCUCUGGAAGAUCCUAAUAUUGACCUGACAAACCUUGAAAAUAUAGUGAGGCUCUUGUUGGAGUUGGAACCUGAAUCAGAUCCUGUAUGGCACUACUUAAAUAUACAGAAUCUCAGAAUUCGAGGCUUGCUUGAGAAAUGUUCUUUAGAUCAUGAAGCUAGGAUGGAGAAUUUACAGAAUGAGAUGAGAGCCAAAGCUUCAUAUGAUGCAAAAUGGAGGCAAAUUCAGCAAGAUAUGAACCAUUCCUCAGACAUUGAUUCGGAACUGUUAGUGAUGACCGGUGAACAAGGUGAUGCUUUUAGAGGAAAAUAUAUACGUAGAUUGACUGCUGUUGUUAUCCAUCAUGUACCUGCCUUCUGGAAAGUUUCUGUUUCGGUGUUCAGUGGGAAAUUUGCAAAGGCAUCCCAGGUGUCUUCUGAUUCAAAUGUCAAUGCCUCUGCAAAGAGAACUGAAGAAAAAGUAGGAGAUGGAAAGUACUGUAGUCAUUCUCUUGAUGAAGUUGCUGGGAUGUUGCAGAGUACUUUAUUAGCUUAUGGAUCCGAGGUUCAGAACACAUUUCGAGAUCUUGAAGAAUCAAACAUUCUUUGCCCAUACAUGAGUGAUGCCAUAAAAGAGAUAUCUAAAGCAUGUCGUGCUUUUGAAGCCAAAGAAUCAGCACCUCCAGUUGCUGUUACGGCAUUGCGCACACUUCAGUCUGAGGUCACAAAAAUCAAUAUAUUGAGGCUCUGUUCUUGGAUGCGUACUACAACUGAGAAGAUAACAAAAGAUGAGACCUGGAUCCCAGUAUCUAUCUUAGAGAGGAACAGAUCUCCAUAUACAAUUUCUUCCUUGCCUCUGGCUUUCCGUUCAAUUAUCACAUUUGCAAUGGAUCAGAUCAAUACAAUGAUCCAGUCUUUGAGGAAUGAGGCUAUGAAGUUAGAGGACAUAUUCUUGCUGCUUCAAGAAAUUCAGGAAUCUGUUAGACUUGCCUUUUUGAACUGUUUGCUUAACUUUGCCGGCCAGCUGGGUCACACUGGCAAUCAGCUUCUGAACGAAUAUGACAGAGAGAGUUCACAUUUUCAAAAUGGACAUGCUGAACCAGAAGAUAAAUCAUUGGAUCCUCUUCCAGGAAGUAUUGUUAAUCCACAUCGACAGUUGCUGAUGGUCGUAAGUAAUAUUGGAUUUUUCAAAGAUGAACUUGCUCAUGAAUUGUACAGCAAGUACAGACGAACUUGGCAGCAGUCGAGGGGCAAGGAUGAAGAGGACGCUGAUAUGCAAGAUCUUAUUGCAUCUUUCUCUGGGCUUGAAGAGAAUGUUCUUGAGCAGUAUACUUUGGCAAAGAGAAAUCUGUUCAGAACAGCUGCUGUAAACUAUUUGUUGGAGAGUGGUGUACAAUGGGGUGCUGCACCAGCAGUUAAGGGAGUACGAGAUGCUGCUGUGGAUUUACUACACACUUUAGUUGCUGUACAUGCAGAGGUCUUUGCCGGUUGUAAGCCUCUGUUGGAUAAGACACUUGGUAUUCUUGUUGAAGGUCUAAUAGACACUUUCUUAAGCCUUUUCCAUGAAAACCAAGAAACAGAUUUUACAGUAUUAGACGUGAAUGGCUUUUGUCAGCUUAUGCUUGAGCUUGAUUAUUUUGAGACCAUAUUGAACACUUACUUUACACAUGAAGCAAGGGAGUCUCUAAAAACUUUACAAGGGGUCCUUUUAGAGAAAGCAACUGAGAGUGUCCCAGAGACUGUUGAGACUCCAAGCCAUAGUCGUCGGCAAACACGUGGAAAUGAUGAUGCACUUCAGGAUGAAAGGCAGCAAGGAGGGACUAUAUCACCUGAUGAUCUGAUUGCUCUUGCGCAGCAGUAUAGUUCUGAGCUACUUCAAUCUGAACUCGAGAGGACACGAAUCAAUACAGCAUGCUUUGUGGAGUCAAUUUCUCUGGAUUCUGUCCCAGAUUCAGCAAAAGCAGCUUAUGCUUCUUUUAGAGGAUCAAUGGAUUCUCCCGGUAGAGGAUCUCAAAGUGUCAGACCCCCAAGCUACUCCAAACAAAGACGCCGAUAAAUUAGAGGUAUCCAUUUUCUUUUC